CGCUGGCGGUUGGGCGGCGCGUGCGGCAGUUUCUCGCUUUUGGGCGGCGUCGAGCGAGCGGGGACAUUGCUCUCACGAAGUUGCAAAAUCGCGGCAAUAAUCCAGCAGCAUGAAGUGGCCUGUGAUUCUUCUUCUGUUGGUUGGACUGGACAUUGUCUAUUAUCAGAGAGUUGCUUCUUUGAUGAAUGACGAAGAAACUAUGUGUAUUAUUGAAAAAAUGAGUGACAACAGCAUUUGCAGAGGGGAGCUCGUUGUGAUUUAUCCAGAUUUGGGAAAUGCAGCCUGCACUGUCAUCCCAAGAUGCCGUCAGUUUCGAAGACUGCUGAGUAAAGAAUGGGGAGAACCACGUGUAAAAUUUGUUCAAGCUAACAAGGACAUGAAAUACAUACUGAUAAUGGUGGAUCCAGAUGCCCCGAGCAAGGAAAACCCCAAAUACCGUUUCUGGAGACAUUUGUUGGUGACCAACAUACUUGGUAAAGAUCUCCAAACUGGGUUUAUUCAAGGCACAGUACUCUCAGAGUACAGGCCACCCACCCCACCAUCUGGCACAGGGUACCACCGCUACCAAUUCUUCCUUUAUGAGCAGCCAGAUGAUAGAAUAAUCUCACUGAAUAAACAGGAAACAAAAUCCUUCGGUUCUUGGGACUUGGAUUCAUUUGUAUCCAGGUUCAACCUUGGAAGCUCAGUGGCAUCAACUCAAUUCAUGACCCAGAACUCGGAAGACUGAAGGAACGACUUGGCUGUGAAAGCUUUCAAGGAGAGACUUCGGCUUUGCAUAACGCCUUCCAUAGAAAAAAGUCUUUAACCGCUUUCGCUUGGGUAAUAUCAAGACAUGAGAAGCUGAUUUUGUUUGGCAUACACGGGUUCCACGAAAACAAGCAUUAUAAUAAAUAACCGCUUAUCAGUGUUCUGGUUGCAACUUAAAGUCCAAGAAUUAAAAAUAUGCCAUUGACAAUCAUGCAAACAGGAAAAUCUAUGGUAUCUAGAUGGCUUUGUUUUAACUCUUCUUAUUUGCAUCAAGAAAGCAAAAUAGAUUGAUUCAAAAAUCACAGAUAUAGAAAGCAAUCAGGAAUAAUGUGGCUGGGAAGGCUGAUUGUCUAAAUGUUAUCAGGGAACCCAGUAAUCUAAGUUUGGUUGUCUAAUGAGGUUUUCAGCCAACUUUGGUCCAAAGCUCAAUUCUGAGUGUUUAAUUUUACUCUGAUUGGUGUGCAUCGAGAAUGUUAUGAUGAUUUAUUGGAUUAUAAGGAAAUUGAAAUAUCAUGGGUGUGUUCAGGAAAAAUGAAUAGGUUCAGUAAAGAUGAGUAAUAAAAUCUGAUUUACCCAUUGUAUCUCCAGAAAUUAUUAGUUUGAGGAAUGACGAGCAGUUUCUUUCUUUUUCUGUUUGGCUUUGAUUAUGCAAUGUAUGUCAUACUUUGACCAUGCAACAAGGAUAUAUAUAGAACAUAGAACAGUACAGCACAGUACAGGCCCUUCAGCCCACGAUGUUGUGUCAAGCAUUUCCCUUGAUCUAAGACCAACCGAAUCUACACACCCCUCAAUGCAGUCCAUGCUCUUGUCCAACAGUCACUUAAACUCUACUACAACCACUGGCAGUGCAUUCUACGCACCCACCACUCUCUGCAUAAAGAACUUACCUCUGACAUAUCCUCUAUACCUUCU
Messenger RNA from Chiloscyllium plagiosum (whitespotted bambooshark), 1659 nucleotides. RefSeq names its product phosphatidylethanolamine binding protein 4 (gene pebp4). NCBI's taxonomy places the organism in Eukaryota, Metazoa, Chordata, Chondrichthyes, Orectolobiformes, Hemiscylliidae. The record is from RefSeq and is a predicted model, not a curated record.